Metarhizium acridum CQMa 102 is the source of this 348-nucleotide messenger RNA. RefSeq lists its product as uncharacterized. The record is from RefSeq and is a predicted model, not a curated record. Lineage: Eukaryota; Fungi; Ascomycota; Sordariomycetes; Hypocreales; Clavicipitaceae.
AUGACCGACCAGGCGCUCGUUGCGUGCCGUUACACCACAUUUGAGGAAGAUCCCGACUUCCCCUUCGCGCCGGCACAGCUCACGACAGACCUCGCGCUAUGGUGGCUCUGUAUGCUGGCUGUCUCGGCUCACAGCCGCUCGUCGGUUGAGCAUGAAAUAGUUCCGAUCAGCAAGUGGGACGUCGAAUACUAUGACGAUGAGCGCGGCUGGGUGCGUCGCCACAAAUACUCGGGUUAUAAGGAGCCCACGGAAGCCCCGUCUCCUCCAGCCUACGAGACACCGGCGUCCGACGACGGGGCCGGCAAUGCCGCUCUUUUCAUGGCCGGAGUAGGACUCAACGUACUAUAG